AUGUUUAAUUUUAUGAAAAAAGGUGUGGUUGGCGUGGGGGGCAGUGGCGGAGGGAGUAACAACAGUAACAACAACAAUCACGGGGGCUCCGGUGGCACCGGAAGCACCGCACUGUCGCCCUCGUCCGGGCCGGCAGGGUUCGUACACUCCGUCAUCAGUAGCGUCGGUGGCGAUGGCGGCGACGACAAGGAUCGCCGGAAGAAGGAAAAAAAGGCCCGCAAGGACGGUAAACAGUUGCUGCUGGGUGGCGGCGGGACGACCGGUAGCCACUCCGGCAGCAUGAGUGCGGAAGAGCUGUUGCGAUUGGAUGAGGUUCGCCGGUCGCUAAAGAUACGUGGUCGGCGGAAAGAGAAGGAAAAGCUUCCGAGUGGCAUCACGGCCGACUACAGUGCGUCGUUCUUUGCGCAACUGGACGUUGACCACCGGGAGUUGGACCGCGGUACGGAGGAAGUGCUGGCCGUGGCCAAUACAACGACCUACAUCGACCGCAACGGAGAAAUGGUGGAGCGGGUGUCGUUUAGCAGCACCACAACCACCCUACAGCCUACUUCGCCGCACAGCGAGACCGGCUACUCGUCGGAUCAUCAGCCGCAGCUACUGCAUCCGGGUGGUGGCAGUAAGACCCAGCCGCCGGUUCCUCCACGGCCACCGAAGCGCGGGAUACUGAAGGGAUCGCGAGCGAACCUGGCAGCCGACGGUCUCAAUUCGAGUGCAACUUCGCCAUCGAACCAUCAUCAUGGGUUGCCAGGAUCGGCGGCACUCCUGCAGCUACUGGCCUCACCGUCGCCCAGUGCCGACAGCCUGACGGACACUACGACGACGACGACGAACUCUUCGUUCGCAACGCCCCCCUUUUCACUCAGCCCGGUCGGGGAGUCACAGGGAUACGACGGUCGCAUUGGACGCGUCUUCCCGUUCGACGAGCGCAUCCUACCCGUCAACGGAGGCAUCAUGCUGUCGUUACCUCCCAUUACCGUGCAGCCCCUACCGGCGGCUCGCAUUCUAACGAUUCAGCGCCAGAAAAGCCCACGGAACGAUUUCGGUUUCAGUCUCCGGAAAGCAUUCGUUCUCGAUCGGCCACCACCGGUCAACGGUGAGCGAACGCCACCGCCUGCCCGCCGACUGCGGGCGAUCAUCUUUGCGGAACCCAGCUCAUCCGGCACCGUUCAGACGGGCCUGCUGCCCGGUGAUCGAUUGCUGGAGGUGAACGGGCAGCCAGUCGAGGAGCUGAGCCGCGAAACGAUCAUCGAGAUGAUCCGGAGCAGCGGAGACUCGGUCACGGUGAAGGUGCAACCGAUCGCGGAGUUGAUAGAACUUUCCCGCCGCUUCGUUACCGCGGCCACGACGGCCACGGAUUGUAGCACCCUGAAGCGUAGCGCAAGCAGACGGUUCCUUCACUCGCACCGACCACACCUCGGACCGACGGGGGCACCGUUCGGGGAGGGAGGUGGCUCGGUGGGACGUGUGUGGUUGCUUCAUCGCGGUGGCUUUACGGCCGCUCGGCGGCAACAGCUGUCCCCGUCGACGGUUCCGAUGCCCUCGCACCACCAUCAGCAGCAGGCGGGCAAAGUGUGGGUACGACUCGAGGCACCCAACGGUGCCGGUGGCGGUGAGGAGCUGCUGAUCGACGAGGACGAUCUCGAGGUGGCGAACGCGGCCGCGUACGAUCUGGUCGAGGAUCUGUGCCACUUGCCGCACCUGAACGAAUCGUCCGCCCUGCACGUGCUACGGCAGCGGUACGCCAACAAUCUAAUACACACCCGAGCCGGCCCGGUCCUGUUGAUCCUCAAUCCGAUGGCACCGCUGGCGCUCUACUCGGAGAAGGUGGCUUCGAUGUUUCGCGGGUGCAAAGCGGAGGACGAUAUGCCGCCGCACAUUUUUUCGCAGGCGCAAACCGCGUACCGGGCUGCACUCGAGACGCGCCGCGAUCAGAGCAUCAUCUUUAUGGGUCGAUCCGGUGCGGGCAAAACGACCAACUUCAAACACGCCCUGUACUAUCUGACGCUGGCCACGGGCGGCGCGGCAGGUGGGGUCGCUGGUCGCGCUCUGACGGUGGAGAAAGUCAGCGCCAUCGGAGCGAUCUUGGAUGCGUUUGGCAACGAGCGGACGGCACUGUGUGCGAAUGCGACAAAGUUUGCGCAAAUCUUUGCCCUCGACUUCGAUCACGCCGGUCAGUUGGUGGCGGGUUCGAUUCAGGUGCUGCCCAUCGACCGCAUGAGACCUUCCGGGGCAGUCGGUGCCCCUCGGUGGAGCUUCCUGUCCGGCGUGGAUGUGGGGGCCCUGCGAAAGGAACUGUUGCUGGAACCGCUCGCCGGUGCGACGGCGGGCAGGGGCGCUAGCGUACAGCAGGAAACGAUCGAUUAUCAACGUUUGUGUCAAGCGUUCCGUGUGCUGAAUGUCGACCCGCUGGCGGUGCGCGGUGUGUGGCACGUGCUGGCGGCCAUCUAUCAUCUCACCCAGUCUGGAGCCGUGACGGUGGCCGGUCGGGUGCAGUUCGUUAAUCCACGCGCAGCCCAGAAAGCCGCAGCACUGCUCGGAAUUCCGAUGGACGAACUGCUGACGUACGUGUUUCCCGAGGUGGCCAACGGCGGAGGUGGCGGUGGAACGGGAGCCCCGAAAGCGACCACCACCGCUUCAUCGUCCGCGGUGGCAACGGAAGCACUGAACGCGUUCAGCGAAGCCCUCUACACCGAACUGUUCUACACGAUCGUGGGGCUGAUCAAUAAAUCGAUCAUGGCCGCCACUCCGCAUCAGACGAUCGGCUCGGUGCUGCUGGUCGAUGUGCCCGGCUUCCAGAACGUGGCCAGUGUCGCCAGUGCUGGUGACGUUGGCGGUAUCAGCACGCUGGCCGAGCUGCGGUUUAACUAUCUUCACGAGCGGCUCCAGCUUCUGUUUCACAACGCGAUGUUGGUGCAACCGCGCCAUCGAUACGCCCAGGAGAUGGUGACCGUCGACGCGGAUCCAUUGGCGGCGCCCGAUGGUGCUGGCAUAACAUCGGGUGGGCCCGCUCCGAUGGUCGCACUGCUCGACAAGAUACCGCAGAGUCACGAGCCACGCAAAGGAUUGCUGUGGAUGCUGGACGAGGAGCAACUGCUGAACCCGGCGCACCUGCACCACACGGCGGCAGCAAACGGCAACGGUGGUGCGGUCGAUGAGUUCGACGAUGAUCCAGCCGGCGAUCGUGAUGCGCGGUUUAUGGAGCGUCUGUUCGCGGCGUACGGCGAUCGAGAAGCGCGUGAGACGCUGCUACUGCGGGCCAGUGUCCCGAGCGGGGCAUGUGACGUCGUGCUGCAGCAUCUGCUCGGUACCAACCCGGUGCUCUAUUCCGUGUCAAGCUGGCUCAAGGAAGCGGCCGCCCAGGCACACUACCUGCCCCAGCGCGCCCUGAACUGUCUGCGUGACAGCACCAAGGCGGAAGUGAGCGGAUUGUUUGUGGGCACGCUGGGAGGUGCGAUGGAAUCAUCGUACGCCUUCGGGGGAUCGUCGCAGCAGCUGCACCAACAGUCCUUGCGACGUAUGAGCAGCAUACGGCGGACGAACGCCUACACCGCGGGCAGCGGGUUCCCCAAGCGCAACGGGGUGGUGGUGCAGGUGAAGUACACCGUCGACUGCCUGAUCGAUACGUUGCGCCGCACCGGGACCCACUUUGUGUACUGCUACCUACCGCAGCACAAUGGUGGCACGGCACUGCCGGGGGUCGGUGAGCCACCGGCGGGGUCCGAAGUGAUCAGGCGGACCGGCGAGGAGGACCUCAUCAACAUUCCACUGUUGCGAAGUCAGCUGCGGGGCUCGCAGAUGCUCGACUUUGCCCGGCUAUACCGUUUGGGUUUCCCGAUCAAUGUGCCACUCGGCGAGUUUGUGAUCCGUUUCGGACUGCUAGCGGAUGGAGCUGGCGGAAGUACCGGUGGUAGCGUCGGAUCCGGACCCGGAGCACUGGCGGUGGGUAGUGGCAGUGGUGGCGGCGACGAGCCCGCCACGGUGGACAGCAUUCUCAGCAACUGCGAGGUCGAUUCGUCCGUGUACCGCAUCGGAACCAGCCAGGUUUUCUUCCGUUCCGGUGUGUUGGGUGCGCUCGAGGCGAAACGCGACGAGCUGCUGUCGGAUCGGGUGAUCCAGUUGCAGGCCCACUGCCGCGGUUACCUGGCCCGAAGGCGUCUCGCCCGUCGCCGGCUGCAGGAGUUGGCGGUCCGGUGCAUUCAGCGGAAUGUGCGCGCCUUUCUGAAGGUGCGCGACUGGCCCUGGUGGCGGUUGCUGGUCCGCGUGAUGCCGCUGCUGGCCGUCCACCGGACGGAGGAGCAGCUCGUGGCGGCCACCGCCGAGCUGCAGCAGGUGCGCGCCAAGCUGGAGCGGAUCGAAGCCGAACGGAACGAGCUGAAAACGGCCAACCACAAGCUGGAGGCACGGCUAAGCGACCUAACUUCCGAGCUGACGGAGGAACACUCCUCUUCGAACCUCAUCACCGAGCGGCUCGCCUCGGAAACGUCCGAACGGUUGCGGCUGGAGAAGGAGGUCAAGGAAUACGAAUCAAAGUACCGCAAUCUGCAGGAGUCCUCGGAGAAGAUGGAGAUGGAGCUGCUGUGCGCCAAAUCGGAGCUAAACUAUGACUUUGACGACUGCAGCACCGUCGGGGGCGAGUACGACGGGCUGGAAGGCGGGCUCGAGCGCGACGGAGGAUUGGCCGACGGGGAGGUAGCGAAGAGUUACCGACUGCGGUACGAGCGGGUCGCCCGGGAGCUCGAGUUUACGAAGAAGCGCCUGCAGACGCAACACGAACACGAUCUGGAGCAGCUGGUGGGUCUGAAGAAGCAGCUCGAGAAGAAGCUCGCCGAUGCGUACGAACAGGUCGAGGAGCAGCGCGGUGUCGUGGCGCAGUGGAAGCGAAAGGCCCAGAAGAUGACCAACGAGAUGAACGAUCUGCGGUUGCUGUAUGAGGAGCAGAGCAGCCGCAACAAUCUGCUCGAGAAGCGGCAACGAAAGUUCGAUGCCGAGUGCCAAACGCUGCAGGACUCGGCGCGCCAGGAGCGGCAGGCGAAGGAGCGGUUGGCGCGCGAGAAGGACGUGCUGAUGGCGGAAAAGUGUAAGCUUGAGCAGAAUCUGUCGGACGUGAAGCUGGAGCUGGAGCUGAAGGAGGAAAAGAACACGGCCCUGCAGAACGAGCUCGACGAGAUGAUGUUCGGUGGCGGCACCGAGGAAGAGAUUGCGCAGCUGAAGCGCCAGAAGCUCGAGCUCGAUCGGCGCUGCAAGGAGCAGGACGAGGAAUUGGACGAAAUGGCCGGCCAGAUACAGCUGCUCGAGCAGGCCAAGUUGCGGCUCGAGAUGUCACUGGAAACGUCACGCAAGGAGGCACGCAAGGAAGCGCAGCAGCGUGACGACGAGAUGGAGGAGGUGCGUGGUGCUUCGUACAAGAAGGUGAAGUCACUCGAGUGUCAGCUCGAGCAGGAACACGAAGAGCGAACGCUGCUGUUGCGCGAAAAGCACGAACUCGAGCGGCGCCUGAGCAGCCUGGAGGAUCAGGACCGGGCGGAGCGUGCGGCCGAGGAAGCGAUGAUGCAGAAGAUGAAGCGCGACAACCGCAAGUACCGGGCGCUGCUGCGUGACGCCCAAAGUCAGCUCGAGCGGGCGAAGGGAGACUCGGCCGGGAAAGCACUGGUGCGCCAGCUACGGAACCAGCUCGAGGAUGCGGAAUCUGCGCGCGCCGUGGCCGUCAAGUCACGCCAGACACUCGAAGUGGAACUGCAGGACGCGCAGAUGUUGAUCGAAGAAACGGGUCGGGCCCGGAACGAGGCGGAAGACAAGGCUUCGGUGGCGUUGCGCGAUCGGGCCGAGCUACAGGGUCAGCUGGACGAGAACGAGGAGGAGCUGGCGGAACUGAUGAAGAAGUACAGUGCCACGGUGAAGCAACUGUCCAGCGAGCAGACGCUGAUCGCCGAGUACGAACUGCGGCUGUCGGAGCUCGAGGGCGAGAAGCGGUCGCUGAAGGAACAGCUGGUGGAGCUGGCGGCCCGGCUCGAGAACGUGGAAACGAUCGGUGACUCGUCGAGCACCAUGCAGUUCAAGCGGUUGGAGCUGCGAACCAAAGAGCUCGAAUCGAGGCUCGAGUUCGAGCAGGCGACACGGGCCCGGAUCGAGAUUCAGCUCAACCGCCACAAGGACUCGCUCGAGAAGCUGCAGGGCGAUCUAAUGCAAGCGCGCAGUCGCGAAGCGCAGGCCCAGGAUUCGGUGAAGAAAUCGCAGAAAACGAUACGCGAGCUGCGCGAGGAACUGUCGGCGCUCGGAAACCGCGACCAGGAGAACCUCACCAAGCGCAAGGAGUUGGAGAAGCGCAUCGAAACGGCCGAAUCCGAAACGACGUCAGCGCGAGCGGACCUUCGUCUGGCGCUGCAGCGAAUAGCCGAUCUGCAGCAGGCGAUGGAAGAAGAGGGCGAUUCGUACCACUCGGACAGCGAUGCAAGCGACAGUUCGUCGUCGAUGGAUUCGUUCCACGAGUCGACCGUAACUCGCAAAUCAACGAGCACGGGCAGCGGCGGAGGCGGUGAUCCUUUCGGUGCAACGAACGGCAGUCUCGGCGGUAGCCGCGGAAGCGCAAGCCUCAGCGGCGGUGGUGCGCGAGAUGCUCGCAAGGAAAGCAAUAAUCCUAGGAUACGCCCAUGUCUGAUCGGAAGUGUGCGCCGCAAGAAACGCUUACACCCCACCAUCACGGAGGAGGACGAAGGUUUCGAAACGGACGACCACGCGACGGGAAAAUCGUCUCCCCAAGAGAGUGAACCAAGCUCAAUGGUAUCAGUGGCUGGUUCGGACACAAGCGACGAUCGGCCUACGGACCACCAGCCUGUGGUUGGUGAAAGCGGCCAAAAGCCAACCGACCGAUCGCUCCCUAGUGCGGGCGACAUUACCUCCGGAGCUAGACUGUCAACUGACCAGCAGGAGCAGCAGCAGAACUCUGAUGGAACGGGCGGUAGUGCCGAGUCGAGAGAAUUUCCGUUCGAUAUCAACACAUUGAAAUCGAUCAAGGAGAAAAUCCACUCGCUCAAUCAGAUCAUUCGCGACGAAUCGCACGAUUCCGGGGCGGAGAUCGAUCUGGUGGAUCUGAAGAACCUCAAGAAUCAGAUACACGAGUUCAAGAAGGCGAUCGAAUGCAGCCGAUCACGGUCAAUGGACAAGAUCGCCACUGGUGGUGGGGCGCUAGCUGCCGCUGUGAUAACGACAUCAGCCUCGACCGGGUCGGCCCCAGCCGGUGGCACCGACACAACCAAAUCCUGCUAA
This is a messenger RNA of Anopheles bellator, 7263 nucleotides long. It is a transcript of the gene Mhcl, whose product is annotated as unconventional myosin-XVIIIa. The record is from RefSeq and is a predicted model, not a curated record. Lineage: Eukaryota; Metazoa; Arthropoda; Insecta; Diptera; Culicidae. Gene Ontology annotation, cellular component: myosin complex. The transcript is spliced from 7 exons. Gene Ontology annotation, molecular function: protein binding; ATP binding; cytoskeletal motor activity. The coding region runs from base 1 to 7263 and encodes 2420 amino acids.